Monomorium pharaonis (pharaoh ant) is the source of this 2057-nucleotide messenger RNA. RefSeq lists its product as uncharacterized. The transcript is spliced from 5 exons. The coding region runs from base 254 to 982 and encodes 242 amino acids. The record is from RefSeq and is a predicted model, not a curated record. Gene Ontology annotation, molecular function: sequence-specific DNA binding. Lineage: Eukaryota; Metazoa; Arthropoda; Insecta; Hymenoptera; Formicidae.
UUUACUCACCUCUGCACCACAGUAUAAGUAUAUACAGUAUGGACACUAAGUUUUUUUAGUAGUACCCAAUUUUCAAUGCGCAUGCGUUAGUUCAUCCUACCAGGAAUAUGGCGGCCUCUAUAAGUGUAUACAUACGACAUAUAAGAUUAUUAGUAAAUAUUUUAUGUACAUAUUUAUUUACACAUACACACAUAUACACAUACCAAUAAUUCUAUAAUAAAACUAACAUAAAAUAACACACAAUAACAAUAAAAUGAUUAGAGGUGGGCACAGUUGUACUAUGCAUAACUGUCCAAAUAUUUCGGGACGAGUACCUGGGUUAAGCUUUUUUCGUUUCCCGAAAGAUGAAGAAAGAUGUAAGUUAUGGUUAAAAAAUUGCGGACGUACAAUUGAAGUUCCAACAGAGAAUUUAUAUAAAACAUACCGAGUUUGUGGAAAUCAUUUUGAUUCUACGAUGUUCUUAAAUGAUUUGAAGAAUCGCCUUCAAUCACACGCAGUUCCAAAACUUGCAAUAAAUUUAAACAUAGAAAACGAAAAUAUGGUACUCAAGUACAUAACUCUUGAAACUCAAGUACAUAACUCUUCAUUAAUUUUUGAUACUCAGUUAUAUUCUCCAUGUAAUGAUCAGGAUGUAAACAUUAUUAUAGAUCAAGACGAUCAAGACAAUCGAAGAAAUCACCCAGACAGCACAUGUAUAAUAUUCGUACGAUAUCUGGUGCUGUCUGGGCAAGAAGUACAAACUGAACAAUCAUCUAUUAGACAAGAGAAGAAAAUAAAAACAGAUCGCAUAUUAUCUAUUCAUUCACCGCGAAAAACGAAAUUGAAAAAGAAAAUCCAUUUAUUACAAAGAAAAUUACGAAAAGUUAAGGAACAAUUAAAACAAAGAAAGCAAGUUAUACAAAGAACAGUAAGAAGUUCUCUCUGCCAGAAUAUUGUGAUGCAACAGAUCAAUUACUACCACCGUCUAUUGCGACUUUUGUGAAAGCUCAAGUCUAACUCAAAAACCGUCAAAGGUAACCAAUUUCAAAGAAGUAUGAUAUUUGGAGGGUAAAUGUUCAAUUACCAAUUUCAAGAAAAUAUGAUCAUAUUUAGGGAAUGAAAUGGUAAUCUAUGCAGGAUAUUUGUUAAUUAACGACUAUUUUCACAGCAUUAUUUCUCGUAAAAAACUGAAGUAAAAAGUAUUAAAAAUGUCGAAACGUCAAUAGUUUACAAAAUAUAAGCAAUGGAAGAAAACAAGAUUUUUCACUAACAAUACUUUGGUCAAUCAAAUAAAUAAACAAAACAAUUUUCGUUAAUUAAUUUUAAUUGAUUUUUUUGUAAUACAAUUUUUAUUAAAAUGGCUCAAAACUUGUUGAUAAAAUUUUUUAUGAAAAAUAACGCUAUGAAAAAUAGUGUGUUUUAAUUAACAAUAGCCUGCAUAUGUAUAGUUACUUCAUUCAAGUUUAAUAAUACGUUGAGUAUUUUAAAUCGAUUGAAAGUAAAUAAUACAAGAAAUAAGUAUUAAACGCCGUUCAUUCGAGUUCAUUCACAAAAUCCAGUAGAGCAAUGGCAAAUUCUUAGUUAAUAGUUCACUGAUAAAGGCGGAAAACUUUUGCAUAAUUAUAUAAGUGUAUGUAUAAAGAAAUUAUUUUCUUUGAUUAAUUCAUUUUCUUACACAUUUGCUUACGAACCAAUCAAUUUCUUUAUGCAUAUAAACUUAUGCAAAAGUUUGUGCUUUCGUUCUAAUGACUCAUAUAUAGCCGAAAAGUGUUCACAUUGGUAAUGAUUCAUAUAUAAGCAUCAUAUAUAAUUCUGCCCAUUUUCAACGGAUUUGCAUUAAUCUUAAUAUAUUCAUAUUUUUGCGAUCACUGACUAUGAAUCCAGCAUUAAAUUUAAAAAAUUAAUUGAAAACAUUUUGAAACAAAUAUGUUAUACUUGGAUGCAUUUCCUCAAAUAAAUUAAAAUUAAAUUUUAUUUACAAAUUAAAUCAAACUUAUGUCAUAAGACACAAUAUUUUAUGGUUUUAAAAUUUUAUAUACAAUAUAAUAUUUUUGAAAUAAAAUGAGUUUGUGUCUGUA